AUGUCGGACUUAGAGGAUCUCUUCGGGAGCGAAGCCGAGAGCAAGGCUGAGUUCGAGCUCAAAGAGUCUGAUCCUGGGUCUGACUCAGACUCUGAACAGGAGAACCUUGCAUCCGGCAGCAAAGCCUCCGCCACCGGCAGCGAGAGUGCUCAAGAUGAAAGAGGUGAUUCAGGACAGCUCCGUAAGGAGGAACUGUUUGGAGAUAACAGUGAAGAGGAGGGGACCUCUCUUCACAGUGGCAGGGACAAUCACUCCGAACAAUCAGACAAUACUUCAGAGGCUUCUGAGCACUCUGACCAGGAGGACAACAAGCCGUCUGACGUAGAUCAGCACAGUGGCUCUGAAGCCAACAACGAUGAUACCGAUGACCAGGAGCAGGAGCAAGGGUCUGAUGAGGAUAAGCUACAGAACUCAGACGAUGAGGAGAAGAAUAUGCAGAACACAGUUGAUGAGUGGGCCCACCUUUUUGAUGAUGACAGUCAACAGCUGUCUGAGGAGAAAAAGGAGAAUUCUGAUGAUGAGCGCCCUGUAGUUUCUGACGAUGAUGACUGGAAGCAGAAUUCAGACGAUGAGGACAGGCCACAGGCGUUCAAUGAGAAAAUGCAAAACUCUGAUGAUGAAAGGCCACAAGUCUCGGAUGAUGAGAGAAGGCAUUCAGAUGAUGAUAAGGAGCAGGACCAGAAGUCAGAAUCCACAAGAGGCAGUGACAGUGAAGAUGGGGUUUUACGAAUGAAGCGCAAGAAUGCAAUUCGAUCUGUUUCAGAAGCGGAUAGUGACAGCAAGGUGCCCAAAGAAAAUAGUGGGACUAUGGAUCUGUUUGGAGAUGUAAUUGUCAUAUCUUCAGGGAGUGAUGGGGAAGAUAAGCCCCCUACUCCAGGACAGUCUGUGGAUGAAAAUGCCUUGCCUCAGGAUCAGCAGGAGGAGGAGCCAAUACCUGAAACCAGAAUAGAAGUAGAAAUCCCCAAAUUAAACACUGACCUAGGAAACUACUUAUAUUUUGUUAAACUGCCCAACUUCCUCAGUGUAGAGCCCAGGCCUUUUGAUCCUCAGUAUUAUGAAGAUGAAUUUGAAGAAGAGGAGAUAUUGGAUGAAGAAGGGAGAACCAGGUUAAAAUUGAAGGGAGAAAAUACUAUAAGAUGGAGGAUACACAGAGAUGAAGAAGGAAAUGAGAUUAAACAAAGCAAUGCUCGGAUAGUCAAGUGGUCAGAUGGAAGCAUGUCUUUACAUGUAGGCAAUGAAGUGUUUGAUGUGUACAAAGCCCCACUGCAGGGUUACCAUAACCAUCUUUUCAUAAGACAAGGUGCUGAGCUGCAGGGGCAGGCUGUCUUUAAUACAAAGCUCACCUUCAGACCUCACUCUACAGACAGUGCCACACACAGGAAGAUGACUCUGUCACUUGCAAAGAGAUGUACAGAGACACCAAAGAUCAAAAUAUUACCCAUGGUGGGCCGUGACCCUGAGUACCAGCGCACAAACAUGAUUAAGAAAGAACAUGCGUGCCUGAGGGCCUCCAUUAGGAGGGAGUCACAGCAGCGACAAAUGAGAAAGAAGCAGCACCAGCGGGGCGUGAGCACCAGCUACCGGGAGCCUUCUCAACACAACAAGGAGGAGGAAGGCAAGGAGUCCGUCAGCCUGGCAGCCAGCCACAAAGGAGGCACUCACGAGGAACCGGCCAGAAUCUACUCUUCAAACAGUGAUGAGGGCUCAGAAGAAGACAAGGCUCAAAGAUUACUCAAAGCAAAGAAACUCAACAGUGAUGAGGAAGGUGCAUCUUCUGGAAAGAGGAAAGCAGAAGAUGAUGGUAAAGGAAACAAAGUGCAUAAAAGUAUGUGA
This is a messenger RNA of Acomys russatus (golden spiny mouse), 1833 nucleotides long. RefSeq names its product RNA polymerase-associated protein LEO1-like. Gene Ontology annotation, biological process: positive regulation of transcription elongation by RNA polymerase II; transcription elongation by RNA polymerase II. The record is from RefSeq and is a predicted model, not a curated record. The transcript has a single exon. Gene Ontology annotation, cellular component: Cdc73/Paf1 complex; nucleus. Bases 1 to 1833 code for a protein of 610 amino acids. Gene Ontology annotation, molecular function: RNA polymerase II C-terminal domain phosphoserine binding. Lineage: Eukaryota; Metazoa; Chordata; Mammalia; Rodentia; Muridae.